AUGAUCUCAAUUGAAGCGAAUGAAAUCCAAAAGAAAUUAUCGGAGUGUUGCAAUUUGCAGAUUCAGAUCAACGACCACUUACCAAGGAAGAUUUGUAUCUCAUGCAAUGCAGAAAUCCAAAGAAUUGCAUCUUUCCGUGAAAAAUUUCUUCGUUCAGAGGCGCAAUUACGACCUUUAACAGUUAAUUUUGGUUGCGAAUUUUGUCCUGAAACGUUUGACCAGCAAAAUGAUUUAACAAAUCACCUAAAAACGCAUUUAGAGACAUCAAAAACGCCAAACGCCUUGGGAUUAUUUCAGUGCAACGUUUGUCAAUUAAUGUUAAAAACUCACCGAACCCUCAUGAGGCAUCACGAAACGCAUUUAGGGAUCAAAUACAAGUGCAAAUUCUGUGACAAAAGCUACAAUCGUCAAUAUCGGGUAACGGAACAUAUGAGACUUGUUCACAGUGAUGAUGCUGAAAAUGUCAAAAAUUCUCUUGAUAAAUUUUGUUGCGAUUUGUGUGGCAAAACAUUUAUUAACAAGUACAAUUUACGGGAUCAUUUGAACGUCAUGCACUCAGAUGAACGUCCUUUUCUCUGCGGUAAAUGCGGAAAAAGUUUCAAAACCAAGCAAACGCUUAAUUAUCACGAAACUCGUCAUCAGCCCAAAAAUCGAACUUUUAAAUGCGAAAAUUGUCCAAAAGCAUUUUUCACGAAACAGGAACUAGAAAAUCACUCAAGAAGUCAUUCUGGUGAAAAACCUUUUGUUUGUGAGGAUUGCGGGGCGAAAUACGUUCAUGCUGACUCCCUGAAAACGCAUAAGAGACUUCACAGCGGAAUCAGGCCUUACAAAUGUGAAUUUUGUGUCAAGACGUUCGUUAGAGGGGAACAGUUGAAAAUUCAUCGGAGAGUUCAUACGGGAGAGCGACCGUUUGCGUGUGAAAUUUGCAAUAAAAGAUUUAAGCAGAAAUAUGACAAAAUUAGGCACGAAAGGGGGCAUUUAAGGGACCAAAAGGGAGAUGACACUGAGAUUAAAGAGGCGAUUUUAGCAAUUGUUGAUGGUUGUUAA
Culicoides brevitarsis is the source of this 1047-nucleotide messenger RNA. RefSeq names its product gastrula zinc finger protein XlCGF52.1-like. The record is from RefSeq and is a predicted model, not a curated record. Gene Ontology annotation, biological process: regulation of gene expression. Lineage: Eukaryota; Metazoa; Arthropoda; Insecta; Diptera; Ceratopogonidae. The transcript is spliced from 2 exons. Gene Ontology annotation, cellular component: nucleus. The coding region runs from base 1 to 1047 and encodes 348 amino acids. Gene Ontology annotation, molecular function: zinc ion binding.